CGCAUGACAAAAACACACUCACACACUCCUCACAGCUCAGUUCAAGUCAACUUGAGAGGAGUGAAAGAGUGAAAAGUCUUCGAAAUAGAUUAUGAGGUGAAACCAUGAGUUUCAAAUGUGGAAUCCUAUCACUGAUCAUCCUGAUGAAUAUUACAGGUUCUUUGGGUGAGACUCUGAGAGUGACCUGCAGUCCUCAGACUAAUUGUGCUCUGCGGGAAUCAACAGUGACCCUGCAGUGCUCUCACUCAAACACCAACAUCAGACCUCAGGACAGCUUCUGGUUCAGCCCCAAACAAAAAGCUAAAUGGAGGAACGAGGAAGAUCCAGAGGAUUUAGCUUUAGACUCAGACUACGCAGGACGAGUGAGAUACAAGACCAAUAGAUACAGAUACAGCUCAACUCAAUACAUUACAAUAUCAGACCUGAGAGCGAGAGACUCAGGAGAAUAUCACCUCAUGGUCAUUACAGAAACAGGAGAGAAUUAUUCCAGCUCAACAGCAGUUACUCUAACAGUUUCAGAUCUGCAGAUGAAGAUGACUUCUAAAACUGAACAGCAGAUGGAGCUGACCUGUAGCUCUUCAUGCAGUCUGACCUCUAAACCUUCUUAUUACUACUGGUACAAAAAUGGACAAUAUCAGCUCUCAACAAAUGAACAUCAGAAGGUUUUGAGUUCAUAUAGUGGUGCUAAUCCUGGCAGCUACACCUGCUCUGUUAGCAGCCAUGCUGAAAUCCGAUCCAAUCCAGUGUGUGAGUAUGAAAGCUGUUCGUAUCUAAUUGUUCAGUACCAUUAA
Colossoma macropomum (tambaqui) is the source of this 791-nucleotide messenger RNA. RefSeq lists its product as uncharacterized. The coding region runs from base 105 to 791 and encodes 228 amino acids. NCBI's taxonomy places the organism in Eukaryota, Metazoa, Chordata, Actinopteri, Characiformes, Serrasalmidae. The record is from RefSeq and is a predicted model, not a curated record. The transcript has 4 exons.